GAACCCGUAAAGGAAUUUCACAUCCGUUAAAUUUAUAUGGAGCAGAGUAUAUAGAGGGUUGUGCGAGGGUUUGUUCUAAUAUGUUGGAUCGUUUGGGGGGGUUUUUGGUUGCCAUCUAGGGAUAGGACCGCUCCGCUCUUCACUUGACGGUUUGGUUGGUAGUAUUGUAGACGUCCAGACAUGAAGUUGGUUUCUCGUCCUAAAACAGUCUGCAGUGCGACAUUAUCCACGGCCGUUUUUUCUUCACGUUACGCCUAACCCAACGUUUUCAUAUUACUUAAGCACGACACCAUCAUUGGUUUUUUUUUGUGAUGUUUCGAAAACACUUUGUUUAGUCGAGUCGGCUCACCUUUUUUGCAUCGCAAUCCGCAAAACUCGACUCUCAUUUCCAUUAGGAUCGCGAGAGAGAAGAGAGGGUAAAAUCGAUCGUCGAUCGCAACGUCCAUAGCGGUACUCGUAGAUAUCAGGUGUUGUUCUCGAGGAGUGGUUGUUUGCUCGAGUUGUCCUGUAUGUAAAUUUGUCCCUGGUCACUCGAAGAAGAAGAUCAGGACAGAAACGCGUUUUGUUAUUCAUAGAUUUGCUUCUUGAAGGACAAACCUGAUGGGUUUACCCCGUCUGGCAGUGUCCUCAUCAGCAGCAGCAGCAGCACAAUGGCCUCUGAAAUGGAUGAGCACAAGGCCUCAUUAAGGGAGAAUGUCCUUUUCUAUAUGACGGCCUUCUUCUGCUUGGUGGCCGUCUUCAGCCUUUUCAUUUUCCUAUUCCUGGUGCCGUUCUUCAUUGAGCCGGCCCUGGCCACCAUUUACAUGGAGUUUGAUCCGGAGCCAGUCAUCUGUGAAACGACCGAGGCCAGCUUCCAUCGCGGCCUGUCCAACUGCCAGUGGAGCUCGUGCCGGGAAGGCUGCACUAAGGAAGUCUACGAGUGCUGGCACAUUCGGGUGCGAUAUCGCAGUCCGGUGCCAGUCGGCGACGCCGAUGCCCGCUCCGUUCGUGAUCGCAUCGUCCAGCACAAGUCAUCCAUGGCCUAUUCGCCGCUCAGUGAGCAGAGAAGCGUCAAGAGCAGCGGCUACACCAAAGUCCAGCAGCAGCAGCAGCAGAGCUUUCCCAUGUCGCCCAGCAACGGGUUAUUCGGGAUGGGCGCCCCUUCAUCCGCCAGCAGUUACGACGAUCGGAUUCAAUCCGUCCUGCCGGAAGAAGACGAAAAAGAUGGGGCGUACGCCUUGGCGGAUGAGGGUGGCGAAGGGCUGCACGUCCACGAGGCCCGGCUGCAGCCGAACGUCAAAGGCUGCGGCUAUCCGCCCGACGUGGAAUGCAACAACACGUUCGCUUCGGCCUACGGCAUCCUGGGCGCCAACUUCUCCUGCUACUACUCACUGAUUGAUCCCACCCUGGCCAUCACCCAGCUCAAUAUCGCUAAAGUCCGGGCCGAACUCAUUUACUGCCUUACGAUCCCCAUCAUCCUGUUCGUCAUCUCCGUCGUCUAUCUCUUCUAUGCCUAUUUCAAACUCUACGCCGAGCCGUCGUCCGACGGGCCGGCCGCCACUCCCAAAGGCCCGUCCAUGGACUUUGACGGAGAAGGAAGCCAAGUGGAGGGUGUGGUGGUCAGCCAGCCCAUCAGCUCUCCGAUCAACACCGGGGGAAAGUACGGACUCCUCUACCAGUUCCCGUCACCCGAUAGCACGCGGAUCAUCCGGCGGGCUAAAAGUGGCGGAGCCAUUACUACUCUAUCGGCUGCUCCUGCUGCUGGCAUAGCGAGAGGCAAAGCCUCCAGCAAGGAGACGGCCAUCCUUUUGGCUGGAACCAAAAAUUCAACAGCAGCAGCAGCAGGCAACUCGCAACCGCCCAUCAGUAGAGGAAUGAGAAUAUCCAAAUCAAUGGGACCGCGACUUGGCGAAUGUUCUUUGGCUGCUGCCGCCCAGGAAAAUCCUGGUAGUUUGACGCACGUUUCCUCAACAAUUUCUUCGGCACCUUCCUCCUCAUCUUCGUCGUCAACUUCUUCCUUGUCCUCUCAAUCCGAUUCCUCCUCAAUGUCUCAUCUGCCGGCCUCUUUGAGCAGCGAUUCAUCCGGUUGCAACGCAAACCUCAGCGUGACUUCAAUCCCGGUCGAGGUAUUUUCAAACGACGACAACGAUCUUGAAUAUUUCUCUCCGAAACCGAGUCCCAGACGAGGCCAGCAGCAGUCCGCCUACGCUCCGAACCAAUCAACCAAUUCGGGACGUCAACGCCGUAGGCUCCGCGAGUGCAUCCCACUCAUCUCUAAUAACCACUGACGAACAAACACAUAUCUCUCAAGGUGCAAUCUUGAACACACACGGUGAUAUCUCUCUAUUUUUAUCGGGCAGUGAAGCACCUUCCUUCAAGUGAUCAUUCUGACUCGAAUAACUGACUAUUGAUUAGGAGAAAAAAUGGGUCUCCAACGUUCCGUUCGUUCGUCGUUUUUUCCAAGUAAUUAAAGGCCAUCUUCAUCAUCGUGAUAUUAAAUAUUACCCGUACCGUAGUAGUCUGAAACUCUAUAGUUACAUAGAUAUACAGGAUCGAGUUUUUCGUGAUAGUUGGCAUGAUUGACUAAUACAACUUGAGUAUUAUAGAUAAAGAAGUGCCUGGUCUCUAUACUAUGUCCUCAAAAAACACUAAAGCUGACUAAAGCAAUAUGUCGUUCCAGUAUUAUAUUGGUGGAUGCGAUUUUAUUAUUAUUAUUGGGUCGAUAGACAUCUCUACGAUUAACCCGUAUAUGAGAGAGCGGAAUGAUCAAAAGGGAUUGUUUGUAAUCAAAUAUAGUGUAGCCAUGGUUGUGGUGUCCAUGGUUUCUUUUUUUUUUAGCCCCUCCGGUUUCUAGGAAGACCAUAUCCUGCUGAUUUAAAAAAACACACUUGAUGUUAAUUUACUAAGUUUGUCUUGCUUAUUAUCCAAACAUCGGUUGGCUUAUAUUUUCCACCUUUCUCCUCUUGAUUUUUGAUUAAAUUACUAUAGACAGUAAUUGGAAUGUUUGGCUUGGAUUCUCUAUCCGCCUGCUCAAAUGCACGUUAUUGUGUUCAUGGCAUGCAAUCAACGGUGAUUAUAUUACGUAGUUAAUUGGAAUAUAGCGCACGGAUUGAUUGUGCUGAAGUGUGUGUAUAUUAAUUCCUAUGGAUGUGAUCUCUCUAUAUUAUAUUCUGGCUAUACAUGUUUAGUGUCAAAAAGUCGUGUGUUUCUGCAUCUUCCCCCAUCGCCCAUUCAGAGGUGAAUGCUGAUCACGUGAUUUUUGUCUGAUAAUUUAGCGACUCGAGGAGAAGAGCUUCGUCUUCGUUGUUGAGCCCCAUUGACGCCGCUUGUCCGAAAACGUGCACUGUCUUCACAGCAGAGCGUACCAAGGAAUGGCACACAUCAUCAGUUGGAAUCCGCGCCAA
This is a messenger RNA of Daphnia pulicaria, 3383 nucleotides long. Its product is annotated as protein tipE-like. The record is from RefSeq and is a predicted model, not a curated record. The transcript has 3 exons. Gene Ontology annotation, molecular function: sodium channel regulator activity. Bases 651 to 2267 code for a protein of 538 amino acids. Lineage: Eukaryota; Metazoa; Arthropoda; Branchiopoda; Diplostraca; Daphniidae. Gene Ontology annotation, biological process: regulation of sodium ion transport.